GGAAGGCUUCACUAUAUUUACAAACUAUGAGAGUCGGAAGGGACAGGAAAUGAUUCAAAACCCAAAGGCAUCGCUACUUUUCUAUUGGGAUGUCUUCAACAGACAGGUGCGCAUUGAGGGCCGGGUAGAGAAGGUGUCCGAAGCCGAAUCGGUUGAGUACUUCGGGUGUAGGCCUCGCGGGAGUCAGUUGUCGGCGCGAAUCAGUCAACAGAGCCGACCGGUUGAAAGUCGCGAUACACUCGUUGAGCGAUACAAACAGGAAGAGCUCUUAUUUCCAAAAGAUGUGCCAAAACCUCACUUUUGGGGCGGUUUCAGAAUAAUUCCCGAAGUUUUCGAGUUCUGGUGCGGACAGACAGACAGACUACACGAUAGGAUCAGAUUCUUUAGGCCAGAAUCGAGUGAUAGAGUAGACGGAAAGGUGUCUAAAAUGGGCGAAGAGGGCUGGGCUUACGAGAGACUUCAGCCAUAGUUGUCAACAUGUCAUUGACGGUGACAUCCAGGACACUUAUGAAUGAAUUCAUUCCAAAUAUAUUAGCAAAU
This is a messenger RNA of Oppiella nova, 540 nucleotides long. The record is from the annotation of a GenBank genome assembly. Lineage: Eukaryota; Metazoa; Arthropoda; Arachnida; Sarcoptiformes; Oppiidae.